GUGUGUCUCGUGUGCAAUAAAUUCACAGGUUUAUCUAUUGAUAAGUUUAUACCCCACCUAUAAAAUGGAUUCUCUGGUUUACCCAGGGAAUUACGUCACUUCCCGGUGGUGGUGACGUAAUUUCCGAUUAUAUACUCGCAGCAGCCGGAAGUUAAGUUUGCGGUGCGUUGAUUUGGACACCGCGCGCUCUAUCGCGCAUGUGUAAGAAACAACUGCAUGCUCGCAAACAGUGUGCAGGCAGCGAAGCAGGAAAAAGUUUGGUGGUUGAAAGUUGUUUUGCUGUGGUCCUCCGUGCAGGCCAACUGUUAGCGCUGGCUAGUUUUGCAGGCGACACGAGUUGUUCGUGUGUGCAGAUACGCGCGCGGCUCCCCGCCACCUAGUUGAAGCCGGGUGAAUGCGCAGUGACGAGCUAAGUUUGAGAGUUACAAGAUGUCGCGACUGAUGCAGCCGACCCAGAGAGGUCUGUCUCAGCCCUCAGAUCCUCCUUCCUCCUCUUACACUUCUUCACUCCACCAGCAACCGCCAGAUCAGAAAAAGGUAUACAUGGACUGGGCUAACCACUACCUUCGAAAAGCCCACUACACACACUCUCUCUCAGACCUACACGAAUGUGUAAAGGGAGACAACCUGCCCAAAAUAAUACAUGCAGUCGUACAGAGCCACGUCCCGAACAUUACCGUUUCCCCGGCAACCAAGGAUGAAAGGACCCACAACAUCAAGUGUUGCAUCCGUCAGCUCGAAGCCUCGGGCAUGAACUGUUCUUCCUUCUCUGUGUCUGAUCUCGCCGACGGCAACACAAAGGCCAUCCUCUCCCUCUUCUACACCCUGUCGCAGUUCAAGAGAACCAGCAAAUCAGCGACGGGAUCUGAGGCGCCAGGUUCGCGAAUCGCUCGACCGGUUUCUCCUGGUCUUAAAAACUCCCACGGAGUCACUGGUGGUUCAGGUGCUCCGGCCCAGCAACAAGGUCUGACCAAUGGGAUUGGAGGGAUUUCGAAAAUGGCGCCCCUGUCGCCGUCCAAUAGGAGGACGGCCGGAAGCUCCAUAGUAACCUCCACCAUCGAUAAACACUUCCCAGCCAGACGAACCGCUCCCUACAAAAACGUCAUUUUGAACGGCGAGAAGCCAGCUGCAUUGGAAGGGAGUGGUGAGGAGAGAGAAGGAGGGAAAGGUUUGCCGGCGACCGUGAGCACGUCACGACUGGAUCACAUGACCAGAAAAACCAGUACCCCAGGGGUUAAACCAGGCCCCGCAUCUUCUUCGCCGUCCGGUGGGGAGCAGAUCCUCUCACCAAUGAGCAUUUCCCAACCGAACCUACACCGCCAGAUUCCCUCUCGUUCCAAGUCAGAACCUCGUCUCGCGCGCUCGAGAACAACACAACAACAACAACAACAACAGCGUAAGGGUAGCAACUCUAGCGAUAUCGAAACCGAAACCGCGACGAAAUCGGCGACGUCGUCUGCGCUCCCCAAAAGGAUGUUGAAGCAACCGAGCGCGAGUGGUAUUCCUAGCGGGCGUUCUACUCCGGUGGAUCGGGGUAGCCCGGGGCGAACGACUCCGUCGCGACUGAUGAGACCGGGUAGCAGGUUGAACAAGAUUGGAAAUGGUCCCGAGAAGAAGACAGUAGAUAGUAAUUCUGCGGCAGUGAAGGAGGUUUCGUCAGACGAGAGUGAGGGAGAAAGAGUGAGGAGUCGAGCGAGAAACAGCAGUGAAGUCCGGAAGAUCUCCAUGACGACGUCCCCUCGGAGCACGUCGAGGACAGGUAACCAGGGGAUAUCGAUUCCGGGGGGCGGGGGGUCAAAUAUUCCACCGGGGAACCUGAACAUCUUGGGAGGGGGUCGGGGGUUGUCUAAGACCGCUAUCCACAGUUCCGAUUCCAGAUUGGCAAGUCCUGGUUCCGUUCCGCACGGAGACAUCGGUUCCAGACUACGCAAGAUGAGUUUAACAGUGGAGAAAGAGCGUUCUUUCUCGACCUCGGAACCUGGGACGGCUCUCGGAGAUGUAGCUGUGAAGAAAGCAGCUGUAGGGCUUCAGACACCAUCACCGCGGCAACUUCGAGGUCAGAGUUCGUCGGCGUUACCGCUAAACGUGAAGAGGUCUGAAUCGACUGUGGACGAACGACAGGGCGUGAAGAAGGAAGGGGGAGAGGAAGAAAAACCAACUUCGAAACUUUCCAAACCAUCUUCCCUCCCGAGAUUCGGUGCGUUGAGUCCGGGAGAUCGACGAAAGUCGCCAAGCGGGUUAAACAAGUUGCAGCAAUCUCUCGCGACAUCACAGGGUUUCGCUGUACCUGUUGCUGGUCUAGGGUCAAAGGUCGCACAAGGGAACACAACUGGGGGGCUGAAAUUUGAGCGAACCCCCAGAGAGAGGGUGGGGAGCAGCAACAGUAGCAUUGAGGGGUCCUCCGAAGAUGGAACACCUACUCUACUGGAAAAACAGGUCUCUUCAACCAGUUCAACGGAAUCAUCGGCUGUCAUCGUAGGUGGCAGUAAAAAACCGGUCGAGCCAAGCAGUAUACCUGUUAAACCACUAGCCGGUGGGAAAGAUAAUCGCCGAAUCAGCCCCGAGGGUAUGUCGCCUGACAGGAAGACCCUUUCAAACGAGUCAAUUGAGGAAAACCAGAAAAACAGCCUCGAAAAACAGGAAAAGAUGACGAAGCUCAUCACAGACACAACAGCAGGUGACGGGGUGAACUGUGACGGAACCAGAACAGGGAAAGUGGGUGUGGUGGAAGUGGGCGGAGUCGGGGAACCAGAGAUGCAGACUCCGAACCUCAGUCAGGGGUCGGAGGUUGCCACGGAUACAACCCUGAGCUCGCUCUCGCUGGCCUCCGUCUCUUCGCCGCCUCCAUCGCAGCCCGAGACGGGGCAGCCACCGUACUCCGUGUCCGUCUCCCCCCUGGCGAAACGCUCCUCCUCCCCCUCACAGUCGUCACAUGACUCUCACAUGACCUCGGAGAACAAGCCCGUUGUAGGUGACCAAUCAGGCGUCACCAGAGCAUCACCUGCUCCCUACAACCCCUUGCGAUCGCCGCUCGCUAAAGACAAAGAGAAAGCGAAGCGUGCCCGUUCCCUGAGCCCAAAAUUUUCUCGGAGAGUGUUCCCCCCUCAACAGUCUCCUGUGGGACCGUCAGUAAACGUGUCACAUUUUGACACGAGCGGGGGGCCCCCCUUUUCCCCUCCGCAUUUGCCAAGAGAGCGAUUUGCGCACCUUGACCUCUCCCGGACCGAAAGCCCCGAGUCGGUCAAGAGUGACGUCGCCGUGGCCGCGUACUCGUCGUCACGGAAACCACUCCGAAGCUCGCUCCGUACGACGAAGGACAAGGACAGCUCAUCUAGUUCCAUAGACAGCGGAAAGGUUCACUUCCAACAAAACAAAGUCACAAUUUCCCCGCGUUCUUCGCAGCUAGUUUUCCGCUCAGAUGAGAUCGGACUCAAUCACUCGGCAGUGUUUUCUCCGCCCACGAAUCUGUCUCCGGCCAAACGAGUAAGGGGACGCCCCUCCUCGUUAAGCGAUAACAUGUCCCUGGAGGUGGAUCACGGAAAACGAGAGAGCACUACCAGCGAGAGGAUGGAUUAUUCGACGGUCGAGCGGUUCGAGGAGUUUCUGACACCCAGUUUGGGUCUAACUCCUUCGCACCAGAGAUAUGAUUCCACUCCAGAGUUGCUACAGACGUACGAAAACGAGCUGAGUACGAUGAAGGAGGACUUGGCGAACAAGGACAGAAUGCUGUCCAUGUACGAGAACAGCAUGGCAGACCUGUCCUCUCAAAGUCCAUCACUUGAAGAAGACUCUCGAGGAAAAGGACCAGGAGAUAAGGCACCUCAACGACGUGAAGCAGUCGCUGUUUGACCUCGACGGUCGCUCGCUCGCCAGCCGUAUGAGUCACGGAGCAACAGAGGUCCUCUCGGACGGCUGUCUCUCCGACUCCGCCAUGGAGCCCGGUCGCCACGGACACAAGGGCGACGAGAAGAAGAAAAAGAAGUGGAAGAGAUGGUCGUUUCGUCGUAAGACCAAAGACACACACGACAUAUCUUCCUCGCUCGAUACCGAGUCGAUAAUGAGCGGGAAAAGUGGGCGGAGCUACUCCGGAAUGCGCCGACACCCAAGCAAGAGUAAAACCGACCUGAUGAGCAUAUCGGAGCAUUCUCCGGAUAUGAGACUGAGAGAUUCCGAUGUGAGUUUCCACGACAACGGCACGAAUGCGAAAUUACGUGUAACAAAUUGGUUUUUGUUCCGCCAGGCCAAGUCCUUUACCAGCGAAUUCGUGACCGGCAUUUCUGGUGCCAUGCUCUAUAGCAACGAUGACAUAAUCACAGUGUACGAUGAUGCCACACCUGGAGCAAAGGCACCGGUCACUCUGUUGCCAGGUUACGCCUCCUCGUUCCCGGGGUACGGAGGAGACGAAGAGGGGGAGGGGACUGUCGUCUUGGGAACCAUCAGCAUCGCCCCGGAGAUCAGCUGGAUCACCAUGGAUACGAAAGUCUGCGAUAUAUUCAUGCAUCAUAUUAAUUGUCUGGAUGGAGAGGGUAUACUUGGACUGAAUGAGGAUUCGAUUCUCCACUAUUUCAUCGCUGAUCAGAGGAGAGAGAUAGGUAACGCUCUUCUUCCUCCACUAACCCCCUACCAGUCCCUAGCAACGGGGACAACUGUUAAGGUUGUCUUACGAGGAGCUCUCCAGGGAUCAUGUGACUCUCUGGCGUACAAGAUCCUUAUCAACGCCGAGACGCUUCAGUCGUACACGGCGUUGCUAAUAGAGACACAGUGGCUCGUCGUCAUGGGAACGAAGGGAACCUGUAAAACCAGUUUGGUGCAGGGAUUGUCGCGUCACCUGAUGCAGAUUGUGGGGGAGGAGGGAGAGGAGGGAGGGGGGGGAGGUGGUGAUUAUCAACUACAAUGUGGAGAAAGACGGAUUGGAAAAAGUGCUGAUUGAUAUGAGGGAAAAUGUAUCCAGAAAGAUAAGGAUGUGGCCACACCCACCGAUCAUCGUCGUGGACAACGUCUACGAGUGCUCUGAGUUGGAACAGAUCCUGUCCGUGGCCAGUAACCUCCCGCGUCGCCCUUACAUCAUCGCCACGCUCUGCACGGCAACCAUGCAGGGGAUACCCCUUCAUCAACUCCUAUUUCACCACAGAGUUAGAGUUGUCACUUGUCAUCCACAAAUGGAACCAGUUUUUGGAAUCCUCUCGCGGUCGCUACGGAAACAAGUCUACAAACUCAAGGCCGCCUGCAUAGAGGUUGAUCCGGUGGUAGAGAGAUUGUUGCAGUGGUUGCCGUACCUACUGGAGCACUUGGACGGCUUCAUCAAUCGAUUUCACACGCAGACCGUUUCUCUCGGUCCUAGGGUGUUCAUGGACUGUGCGGUGGACCAGAACUGGAAUGAGCUCGAGUCGUGGUUUAUCAAUCUCUGGAACCACUUCGUCAUCCCUUACCUCAUGGGAGCCAUAAUGGCUGGCAUAGAGACCUACACGGCCGACCCUCACCUGGAGUGGAUCGACGUACGAGAGUUUGUGGUGGAGACGUAUCCGUGGCAACCGUCGGUCAACGUGAUGAAACUGCGAACUUUGUCCCCAGAAGACGUUGGCUGGAAUCACGCAAUACGACCCCAGCAGAACCGUUUUCUUCACUUCAAGGACGACAUGAAGCUACCGGACGACACUCGCUCAAUGAUCUCGCGCCUCAAACCAGAGUAAACCGGACGCGGCUUCUUCUCACAGGACAAGGUUUAUUUUAACAGGACGUGGCUUCUAACAGGACAUGCUACUUACAGGACAGCCUUUUCUUGCAGGACAGGUGUUCGGGACAUGUUUUACCAAUUGCUUGUUUGUUUGAGAAUUUUUUCACCAUUUUGCAUUUUUGUCACUUUCUCUCCAAUUUGCCUUUUUUGUAUCUUGCUUUGCUCAGCUGUGUAGAGCUAUGUAUCAUCAGUUUUUCUUGAUGAUAUUAUAAUCAUACAGAUUUCAACUUUCAACAUUCACAACCAUUUUGUUGACUGUGUUUGAAAAAGCUUUUUGCACAAUUAAUGACUUGCCUGUAUACAUGUUAUAAUAAUUUUGUGUCUUAUAUUUGUAUUAAUUAUACUCUUGUAUUUAUAUAAUAUUACGUCAGAGUUGUGACUAUCUUUUCUGCAACAGC
Messenger RNA from Geodia barretti, 6132 nucleotides. The record is from the annotation of a GenBank genome assembly. NCBI's taxonomy places the organism in Eukaryota, Metazoa, Porifera, Demospongiae, Tetractinellida, Geodiidae.